UUCUCUCCUCCAUUUCCAAAACCGCUCCGAGUCAGCCGGGUGAGACAAAGAGGCUUCAGUCCGGGUUUCACUUCAACCUGUAAAGAAAAAUGGCCAGACCAAGAGUUUUCUUCGACAUCACUGCAGAUGGAAAACCAGUGGGCAGGAUGAUCAUGGAGCUGAGAGCCGAUGUUGUCCCCAGGACAGCAGAGAACUUCAGGCAGCUGUGCACAGGACAGCCUGGCUUUGGCUACAAGGGAUCCACCUUCCACCGUGUCAUCCCUGGUUUCAUGUGCCAGGGUGGUGACUUCACAAACCACAACGGAACUGGGGGCAAGUCCAUCUACGGCCACAAGUUUGAGGAUGAGAACUUCAGCCUGAAGCACACUGGCGCCGGCUGCCUGUCCAUGGCCAACGCUGGCCCCAACACAAACGGUUCCCAAUUCUUCGUCUGCACGGCUCUCACCAGCUGGCUGGACGGUAAGCACGUGGUCUUUGGCCAGGUCGUGGAUGGCUUGGACGUUAUCAAAAAGGUGGAAGGCUACGGCUCCAACAGCGGCAAAACCAGUGCCAAGAUCGCCGUUGCAGAUUGCGGCCAGCUGUAGACACCCCGUCCCUCGUACAUCUAUUUCAUAUCCUGAUCUAGUCCCCUAAAUCCUGGCUCUGAUUGCAACAUUCCUGUUCUGACUUGCAUCCUCUAGUCCAUCCAUCCCCUACUCCUGUUCAUUUGUAUGGUCAUUUUGAAGAGUUGCCUUGUUUUUGCUUGGUUUUGCUUUUUAUUUGCAAUUAGGAAGCCAUAGGCUUUAAGGUUUAUGUAUCAAGAUCUGAAAAUAAAAAAGGGGAACAAUGACACAA
This is a messenger RNA of Trichomycterus rosablanca, 834 nucleotides long. RefSeq names its product peptidylprolyl isomerase Aa (cyclophilin A) (gene ppiaa). Gene Ontology annotation, cellular component: intracellular membrane-bounded organelle. The transcript has 5 exons. The record is from RefSeq and is a predicted model, not a curated record. Gene Ontology annotation, biological process: protein folding; response to hypoxia; protein peptidyl-prolyl isomerization. Lineage: Eukaryota; Metazoa; Chordata; Actinopteri; Siluriformes; Trichomycteridae. The coding region runs from base 90 to 584 and encodes 164 amino acids. Gene Ontology annotation, molecular function: peptidyl-prolyl cis-trans isomerase activity.